ACUACUCACGCGCAGAAAGGGCAUUAUUGUCCAUAUAUAUUUUUCACGUACGGACGCCGCUUCACGCAGAUCUCGAAUCGUCUCUCAACCGAAACCUCCUCCUCCUCUUUCCCGUUCCAUCUCGUCUCCCUUUGACUUCAACAAUCGUUCUCGAUCGAGCCGGGGCUAGACCUGGACCGAGCCAACAUCAGCCAUGGGCGUGCCCGCGUUUUACAGGUGGCUUGCAGACCGUUACCCACUGGCAAUUGUAGAUGUAAUUGAAGAAGAACCUAAAGAGGACAGCAAUGGCGUCUUCAACCCUGUCGACGUUUCAAAACGUAACCCUAACGGCGUGGAGUUUGAUAACUUGUACUUGGAUAUGAAUGGUAUAAUUCAUCCUUGUUUCCAUCCAGAAGGGAAGCCUGCACCUCCUACUUAUGAUGAUGUUUUCAAAUCAAUAUUUGACUACAUUGACCAUCUUUUCUCAUUGGUUCGACCAAGGAAGCUUCUAUAUAUGGCAAUUGAUGGGGUUGCUCCUAGAGCUAAAAUGAAUCAGCAACGAUCUCGACGCUUUAGAGUUGCAAAAGAUGCUGCUGAAGCUGAAGCUGAGGAAGAAAGAUUGAGAAAAGAAUUUGAGGCUGAGGGGAAGCUCUUGUCUCCUAAAGAAAAGCCUGAAACAUCCGACUCUAAUGUCAUCACUCCUGGGACCCAAUUUAUGGCUGUGCUUUCAGUUGCACUUCAAUACUAUAUCCAGACGAGGCUGAAUCACAACCCGGGCUGGCGGCGUGUAAAGGUUAUCCUUUCUGAUGCAAAUGUCCCUGGUGAGGGAGAGCACAAAAUCAUGUCAUACAUAAGGUUACAACGUAACAUUCCUGGUUUCAAUCCAAACACACGGCAUUGUCUAUAUGGUCUGGAUGCUGACUUGAUUAUGCUGUCAUUAGCGACGCAUGAAAUUCACUUCUCAAUAUUGAGAGAGAUGGUUACACUUCCCGGGCAACAGGAAAAGUGUUUUCUCUGUCGUCAGGCUGGCCAUCUUGCAGCUGAGUGUCGUGGGAAGCCAGGAGAUAAUGCGCUAGAUUGGAAUGUGGUAGAUGAUACUCCAAUUCACAAGAAGAAAUAUCAGUUCCUCAACAUCUGGGUGUUGCGAGAAUAUUUGCAGUAUGAAUUGGAUAUUCCGAACGCUCCAUUUGAAAUCAACUUUGAACGAAUCGUGGAUGAUUUUGUAUUUCUAUGUUUCUUUGUUGGCAAUGACUUUCUUCCACAUAUGCCAACAUUGGAAAUUAGGGAGGGUUCUAUAAAUUUAUUGAUGCAUGUGUACAGAAAGGAGUUUGCUGUGAUGAAUGGUUAUCUUACUGAUGCGGGUGAGGUGAAUCUUGACAGAGUAGAACACUUUAUCCAGUCGGUAGCGGUUUAUGAAGAGCAGAUCUUUCAGAAAAGGACUCGUAUACAACAGGCUUUCGAGAAUAAUGAAGAGAUGAGACUCAAAGCAAGAAAAGAGUACUCUGAAGAGUCACAGGCACUGUCUGUAGACAAGGUUAAACUGGGGGAGCCUGGUUACAAAGAAAGAUAUUAUGCUGAAAAAUUUGGUUUAUCUAAUCCCGAUGAAAUUGAGGAAUUGAGAAAAGAUGUAGUUCUGAAGUAUGUGGAAGGUUUAUGUUGGGUCUGCCGGUAUUACUACCAAGGUGUUUGCUCUUGGCAAUGGUUUUAUCCAUACCAUUAUGCUCCAUUUGCCUCUGAUCUCAAGGAUCUUGCAGACUUGGAAAUAACCUUUUUUUUGGGGGAGCCAUUCAAACCCUUUGAUCAGCUAAUGGGAACCCUACCUGCUGCAAGCUCUAAUGCGUUGCCUGAAGAAUACAGGAAAUUGAUGACUGACGCAUCAUCACCAAUACAUAAAUUCUUUCCCCCAGAUUUUGAGAUUGACAUGAAUGGUAAACGCUUUGCCUGGCAGGGUAUAGCCAAAUUGCCAUUCAUUGAUGAGAGGAAAUUGCUUGCUCAAACAAAGAAACUUGAAAGCACUUUAACGGAGGAAGAACGGGUGCGAAAUAGUGUAAUGCUAGAUUUGCUGUAUGUUUGUCAUGCUCAUCCUAUGGCUGCACAAAUCAUCUCAUAUUGUGAAGUUGCCAUUUCAUUACCUCCAUACAGAAGAGUUUGUUGUUCAAUAGACACAAAUGCUAGUGCUGGGAUGAAUGGCUAUCUUUGGUUAACUGAGAGGAAUGUCUGGAAAAGUACAGUCAUUUCCCCUGUCAAUGGGUUGCCGGACAUAAAGCACAACCAAGUCUUAAAUAUUACGUAUCUUAAUCCUAUAAAUCAUAGACACGUCCCUGAACCUCCAAUUGGUGUGGUCAUGCCUGAGAAGAUUUUAAAACCUAUUGAUAUUAAACCAUUCCCCACACUAUGGCAUGAAGAUAAUGGUCGGCGCCAGCAAGGCAGAGAAAGGCCACAAGUACCUAGAGGGAUAGCGGGCACUUUAUUGGGUGAAGCUGCUCACCGACUUGUCAAGAACACGCUUAAUAUCAGACCAAAUGGGUCAUCUUCUAGAUAUUUUGAGCAAACUCCAUAUCGUAAUAUCUCAGGUAAUCCUACGGUCAAUAGACCCAGGCCAGCUGGACCCUCUGGUCAUGAAAGGGGCUACAAUGAGGACCCAAACUACUAUUAUGGGCACUACAAUAAUCAGCAAGCCACCAGUAAUCCCGGAUUUCCUCCAAUAUCAAAUGGCAUGCCAGCCAAUCGGCACAACUUUAAGACUCAGGACAGAGUACAAUACCCUGAGCAGUACCAUGACAUAAGAACUGGGGUAUCUGCUUUGACUGUAGAAGAAAAUGUCAGAACCAGACCACCUGUAGUAAUGCUGCAGCGCAUGCCAAAUACAGGGAAUAAUUCAAAUAUGCGUCACCAGGUUGAGCAGAACAUAGGUCCACUUCCUUCACCGCCUACCAAUUGGAUUCUCAAGGCAGCAGGAGAUACCGAGAUGUAUUUUAGACAAGAAAGGGGUGCAGUUGAGAAGCAGAUGAAGCAGGUUUAUCAGGUCAAGAGUCGGGCAGCUCAGGAAACAUCAAAUCCUGUUGCUCAAGAAAUAGCCGACUUGAAUCUGCAAUAACAUUGUGAAUGUGGUUGAACCUCUAACGGUAUCCUUCAGCAUUGUCCCUGUAUAGGAGAAGAGAUCUCUCCAUUCAACCGCGAAGGCAUUUUAAAACACACCAGCUGGAGGUACCAAUAGAAAAGCUACCCCUGCAGUGCAUAUGGUGACCUGGCCUUGCAUUGUCGGAUUUUUUUUAGGCAUGGAAAUGUGCAUAUCUGGGGCAGGAACAGCUCUGUGAGAAAACUUUGGAGUCAGGAGAGCUAGCAUACCAAUUAUGAGGAUUUCCUUGCAGCGUUCAUUGUUUAGAUUUUCUUGUAUAUUUGCUGGGUUGUACGACAAAAACACGAUUGUUGUAAUUGGGUUUUGGGUCAUAGGAAUUAUUACCUCCAAUAGGGUGUAGGGAGGAAACGGCGUAUUAGUCUUGGAUAUGAUGUAUUUACACUCCAGAUUGCUUCAGUGAUAUGAUUAUUCUGUUUUCAAGGUAA
Manihot esculenta (cassava) is the source of this 3543-nucleotide messenger RNA. RefSeq names its product 5'-3' exoribonuclease 4. The transcript has 22 exons. The coding region runs from base 194 to 3076 and encodes 960 amino acids. NCBI's taxonomy places the organism in Eukaryota, Viridiplantae, Streptophyta, Magnoliopsida, Malpighiales, Euphorbiaceae. Gene Ontology annotation, molecular function: 5'-3' RNA exonuclease activity; RNA binding; zinc ion binding. Gene Ontology annotation, biological process: nuclear-transcribed mRNA catabolic process. The record is from RefSeq and is a predicted model, not a curated record. Gene Ontology annotation, cellular component: nucleus.